AACAAACAAAAAAAACGCCUCUCGUCUCUCGGCGCAUGCGCAGUGAGUCGGUGUGAGAGAAAAUGGCAGACGUCUCUUUGGAUGAAGUGAUACGACAGCGCGGCAUUAACCUGAAGGCUCCAGCUAAACGACCAAUGUUUGGACGAGGAGCAGGAGGCGUCGGCAAAAGCUUUGAUGCCAGGCAGAAGAUUGGGGUUAAUGAUGUCAGACAGCGGCUUGGAGGAGGAGGUGGUGGAGGAGGAGGAGCAGGGUUUCCAGUAAAGGAUGCCAGAGAAAAGCUGGGUCAGAAAGACGCUCGCUUCAAAAUCCGUGGCAGGGGGGCGGCCGGAGGAGUGCAGGACGCUCGUCAGAUGAUCAACUCGCGCAAACAGGGGCAGAAUCAGUUCGGCGUCCCCGCACAGACCGUGCAGAAAACCGCAGUAACGCACCAGCUACAGACCCAGACACUCGUGCCACAGAUACAGAUACACACCAACAGCGGUCUCGCCGGUGUGAAUGUAAGGCAGUUUUCCCCUAAUGUACAAGGACUGAAUUUGAGGGGCGGCGCGACGCCACAGCUGAGCAAUAAUAAGAGGAUGAUGGACGCUCGUGAUAGGCUGAGCCUCAAGCGGAGCAUUGGAGGGACACAGACACAGGCAGCCACUGCACCACCCUUAAAAAUAACCAAGACCAUCCAGCAACGUCCAGUAGGAAUGUUAAGUGGAAUACGUCCAGCUACACAGCCUGUCUCAAAUGAGCACGAUGGCAUCUCCAGUAAACAAAUAAAGAUCACUACUGCUAACAGUAUGCUACAAUCACGGCCUGGUUCGGUGGGCUCCACGUUUUCCAUGUCCGCCCCAAUCACCAAGGUGGUUAAAAACGAUGCCUACACGGCGCCGCGUCCUCCUGUUCCCGUGGCUCCCACCCGGCCCAACACCAGCAUGGCCGCUGCCCGGUCCUCGGCCGCAGCCUUACAACCGGUCUCAAGGACUCUGCAGCAAAGUGCAGCAGAAACCAGCACGACAGCUCCUACCCCUCCUCAGCCUGUGUUCAGUCCUUUGGAGGGGACAAAAAUAACGGUGAACAACCUGCAUCCCCGGGUCACAGAGGAAGACAUAGUUGAACUGUUCUGCGUGUGCGGCGCCCUGAAACGAGCGCGGCUGGUGAAGGUGGGCGUGGCCGAAGUGGUGUUUGUACGUAAAGAGGACGCCGUGAGCGCGUACAGAAAGUACAACAACCGCUGCCUGGACGGCCAACCCAUGAAGUGUAACCUUCAUAUUCAGGGAAAUGUCAUCACUUCUGAUCAGCCCAUUCUAUUGAGGCUCAGCGAUACUCCCGGCGCAGGCGGCAGUACAAAAAAAGACGGCCUGCCCCCCUCCUUGUCUCGCCCCGCCGGUCAGCGAGCCUCCUCUCAGCCCACCCCAGAGGUGGACCCCCAGACCAUCCUCAAAGCUCUGUUCAAGUCCACCGCACAGUCCACCUCCACCACCGAGCCCCCCAGCUCACAGGCCACCGCCUUUCGCAUCAAGAUAUAGCUCGCGUCUCGUGUGAACACACACGGUCUUUUCAUAAACGUAUAACUGCAUUCUCAGUGUUCAUAUACAAAACUGUGUUUUUCACCUUGACAGCAGCAGACAGCAUUUUCUCUCUCUCUCUCUCUCUCUCUCUCUCUCUCUCUCUCUCUCUCAUAUAUGAAGGUGAUUUUUACACAUUUGAUAUACGCGACCUCUCUGAACGUGAAAUUUAUGGAUCAGCGUCUUGUUUUUUUGGUUUUAUGGUUUAUCCAGAUAUCACCUGUUUGUUCACGAGAUCGACCAGCCGAAAGAAAUGUGAUUUGUUGUUUUAUUCCAGUGUGGUGGGGGAUGCCAAAUCAAACUUUUUUCUUUUUUUUUUAAAUUGUGAUUUUGUUAAUUCAAUGCCAGACCUUUUUUUUUUUCUAUAGUCCAGUUUAACUCCAAAAAAAAAGAUCUAAAAAACCUAAUUGACACACACGCGUCAUGUUUAAGGUCCUGUACACAGGUGGGUUCAGUUAUACUGUCUGUAACUCUUUGGGGAUUUUUGUGUACAAAGCAUAGAAAUAAAAGGGAACAUAGAUCAAACUCAACACAGAUAUAUAGAUGCCGCUCUCUUUAGGCAGGACAAAUAAAGUUUGUCCUCACUACAACUCUAACUUCAACCUGAGAAGAGGUCUUCCUAGCCGAGGUAACUGAAAACACUUGUGUGAGUGAGUCAGGGAUGGACAGAAACUAAAGUACCGUAAAUUCAGCGAAGCAGUUUUUUGGAACAGUCAUUAUGUUGAUGCUUGGUUUUGUUUCCACCGUACUCGUGACAUCCAGAUUCCUGUGUGCUCUGUUUGCGACUGGUUUUACACGGUUGUUCAGUUUUGAAGCAGUAUAUGUUUAAUUCUUUUUAGUAUUACGUACAUACUUUAUUUUCAAUGACAAUGUAAAUCACUUUUCUCUCGUAAGUCAGUGAAGAAGAGCCUGGAGAGGACGGAUCUGUUUGUGAAAUGUCGCCAUUAAAUAUUUAGCUUUGUA
Messenger RNA from Larimichthys crocea (large yellow croaker), 2516 nucleotides. It is a transcript of the gene poldip3, whose product is annotated as polymerase (DNA-directed), delta interacting protein 3. Gene Ontology annotation, molecular function: mRNA binding. Bases 63 to 1514 code for a protein of 483 amino acids. Gene Ontology annotation, biological process: poly(A)+ mRNA export from nucleus. The transcript is spliced from 10 exons. The record is from RefSeq and is a predicted model, not a curated record. NCBI's taxonomy places the organism in Eukaryota, Metazoa, Chordata, Actinopteri, Sciaenidae. Gene Ontology annotation, cellular component: nucleus; nuclear speck.